AUGAGAGCCUCUGGCAUUUACCUCCUUUCCCUUUCCUCCCUUGUACUAGGGGCCGCCGUUCGCAGAUCUUCUUCCAACGGCACUGGAGGAGCUCUGUACUUUCUUGAAAACAAUCCAGCCGGCGCCAAUAUCGUAUCACUCGGUAUUAACUCAGAUGGCACCCUGGGUGCCCCAGUCCGCACCUCAACUGGUGGGGCCGGACUGGUCGGCAUGGGCAAUCAAGGGCCAGUGCAAGUUGACUCCCUGUUCUCACAAGAUGCCGUCCACGUCGCCGGUGAGCAUCUAUUCACCGUGAACGCCGGAUCUUCGAGCAUCGCCUACUUCCAUAUCCCACCGAACGACCCAACACACCCUGUCCUUGUUGGAGAGCCCGCCUCCACCGGGGGCGAUGUGCCCAACUCCGUUGCCUACUCCCCUAAGCACAAGCUCGUGUGUGCUACCAACACGGGCCCACGCGCGGGCGUAUCCUGCUUCUCGAUAACCGAGAACGGCCUUACCCCGAGCGGCGCCUUCAUGCCGCUGCCCCUGAACCAAACAAGUCCGCCCACGGGCCCGCCUAACACAUUCUCCGACAUCGUCUUCAACCCGGCCCAGACGGCUCUAUUCCUGACUCUCAAGGGCGACGGCGUGAAUCCCGGCUCCAUCUUCGCGUUCCCCGUCUCGGGCGCCGGUGUCGUCUCGCCCAAGCCCCGGGUUUCGCAGCCGGCCGAGCUGCUGACCGACUUCGCCAUGUCCUUCAUCAACGACACGCACGCCUUCGUCGCGGACCCGGCGUACGGCGGCUCCUUCGUGCGCGUCGGCUGCGGCCUCGACGUCUCCGUCACGCGCAAGGUCACGAUCCCGGGCCAGGUGGCGGCGUGCUGGUCGCGGUACGACGCGAGGCGGGACGAGGUGCUGGUCUUCGACGCCGGGGUCAGCGACAUCACGGCCGUGGCGGCGCAGUCUGGCGAGAUCGCGCGCAACAUUACCGGAGUCGCCGAGGCCAUGGGUCAGUUCGACGCCGUGCUCCGUGGCGACCGCUUGUAUGUUCUGGAGAAUGCCCCCGGUAUCGGUGUGUACGCCCUCGCUGGCGCGAACGGGACCAGCAUCCUGCAGAAUUUUGAUCUGAGUGCGUUUGGAAAGCGCCAGUUCUUCCAAGGGCUGGCCAUCUAUCCUAGUGCCUAG
This is a messenger RNA of Neoarthrinium moseri, 1164 nucleotides long. RefSeq lists its product as uncharacterized. The record is from RefSeq and is a predicted model, not a curated record. Lineage: Eukaryota; Fungi; Ascomycota; Sordariomycetes; Amphisphaeriales; Apiosporaceae. Gene Ontology annotation, molecular function: protein binding. Bases 1 to 1164 code for a protein of 387 amino acids. The transcript has 2 exons.